CUUCGUUUACAAAACUCAAGUAAAGUCUUCUAUCCAUUCUCUUCACCCUCUGCAACCCAAUUCUCUGUUUCUGUUUCUCCCCUCCUGUCCAUAAAAAAUGGCUGCUGCUACUCAGUUUAAUAUCAAGCCAAACAAAGCCAUUUUCCAUUCUAAACUCACUUCCAAACACUGUCUUAAACCAGGCAGAUUUACUAUCAAGUGCGCCGCCGUGACACCAUCAAAACGCUACUCCAUCACUCUUCUCCCCGGAGAUGGUAUUGGCCCAGAAGUCAUAUCUAUUGCGAAGAACGUUCUCAAGCUUGCUGGCAACCUUGAAGGUAUUGAAUUUAGUUUCCAAGAAAUGCCAAUGGGUGGAUCUGCUUUGGAUUUAGUUGGAGUUCCAUUGCCCGAUGAAACCCUUUCUGUUGCUAAGCAAUCUGAUGCCGUUUUACUUGGAGCUAUUGGAGGGUAUAAAUGGGAUAAUAAUGAAAAACAUUUGAAGCCAGAAACUGGUUUGCUUCAGCUUAGGGAAGGACUGGAGGUUUUUGCUAAUUUGAGGCCUGCUACUGUGUUACCUCAGCUAGUGGAUGCUUCUACUUUGAAGAAAGAGGUUGCUGAAGGCGUUGAUGUAAUGGUUGUAAGGGAGCUUACUGGAGGUAUCUAUUUCGGAAAACCAAGGGGUUUUGGCACCAAUGAAUCUGGUGAGGAGAUUGGCUUCAACACUGAGGUGUAUGCUGGAUAUGAGGUUGAUCGCAUUGCUCGUGUUGCAUUUGAGACUGCUAGGAAACGAUCUGGAAAACUCUGCUCAGUUGACAAAGCAAAUGUCUUGGAGGCAUCAAUGUUCUGGAGGAAAAGAGUGAUUGCCAUUGCCGAAGAGUAUCCUGAUGUUGAGCUCUCACAUAUGUAUGUUGAUAAUGCUGCUAUGCAGCUCGUUCGCAAUCCAAAACAGUUUGAUACAAUUGUGACAAACAACAUUUUUGGUGAUAUACUAUCUGAUGAGGCUUCAAUGAUUACAGGAAGUAUAGGAAUGCUUCCAUCCGCUAGUCUUGGUUCAUCGGGACCUGGACUUUUUGAACCAAUACAUGGUUCUGCUCCUGACAUUGCUGGACAGGACAAGGCAAACCCAUUGGCAACAGUGCUUAGUGCUGCAAUGCUUUUGAAGUAUGGCCUUGGGGAAGAUAAGGCUGCAAAGAGAAUUGAGAAUGCAGUUUUGGAUACCCUAGAUAUGGGAUUUCGGACGGGUGACAUUUAUUCUGCUGGAACUAAAUUGGUGGGAUGCAAAGAAAUGGGUGAUGAAGUGCUGAAGUCUGUAGAUUCCCAAGUUCCAGCUGCUGUUUGAACUAAAGCCAUUUAAACUACAAAAGUUAGGAGCUAAACUUUACAAUAGUGUUUCUUAGAUGAGAAUCUUCACAUCAAGAUGCUCUCAGUAGAAAAAUGAUGAUUAUGUUUCCUCCCAACAUUUUCAUCCAUGUGAUUUAUGAGGCUUUUCAUUAAUAUUUUAGUUGCCAUCUUUGAGGAGGUGUUGUAUUUUUAUCGGAUUUUAUAAGCAAAAUGCAUUUUUGAGCUCUGUAGAUUAAGCUCCAGAGCUUUUCAGGUUUA
This is a messenger RNA of Ricinus communis (castor bean), 1578 nucleotides long. RefSeq names its product 3-isopropylmalate dehydrogenase 2, chloroplastic. The record is from RefSeq and is a predicted model, not a curated record. Lineage: Eukaryota; Viridiplantae; Streptophyta; Magnoliopsida; Malpighiales; Euphorbiaceae. The coding region runs from base 98 to 1318 and encodes 406 amino acids. Gene Ontology annotation, molecular function: magnesium ion binding; 3-isopropylmalate dehydrogenase activity; NAD binding. The transcript is spliced from 11 exons. Gene Ontology annotation, biological process: L-leucine biosynthetic process.